CGACACCACGGCAAAGUGGCUGUCCGGAAGAAAUUGCAACAAAGCAAGAGACAGAAAGGAAAUACAACAAGUGUUGAUACUUUUGAUCUGACAUUGUUUUAAAAAUGAAGAUAUCAAUUCUCGUUCUCACUCUAGUAGUGAUUUACGGAACCUGCAGGAUCUAUGCUGAAGAAAGCACCGACUUGAAAAAAGAAGAACCAAAUGUCGGGAAUCACUUAUUGAACUUUCCAAAUACUCCUUUGGAAAAAUCUUUCUCAAGAAAUAAAAGAACCAUUUCAUUAUUACCGAAUGGCGUUAAAAUAAUGUUAAAAUUAGUAAAGCUUGUUAAUAAUUCUAUAAUCAAAGGUAUAUCAGAUGUCGCCGGCUUUGUGUUUGGCGCACUAACUGGACAAAGUGUGUGUUCUAAGGCAGAAAAAUUAUCUUUGGACUUAAUCGAUAAAAUAAUAUUGCAGCCAAUCCAAACGACCAAAACUAUAAUAUGCUACAUCCUCCACGAAAUUGGAAGUAAAAGCUUUGCAUUAAUAAACAAAUCACUUGAAGUUUUAAUCAAUGUUAGCUCGAAAUUCUUAAAAACACUUUUACCAAUAGUGCAUAAAGUACUCAAUAUUUUGUUAAAAACUGGCAUGUUACCCCCAAGCCUCGCAGGACUUGUUGUUGCGUUUAAUGUGCUUUACAAGUUUUUACAGAUAAUUGGAUAUAUUUCCUGAACCUGUGAUGUGUUUAAUCUUCCAUGUUCAAAAACAAGUUAAACAAUGCAAAGCUGGAAUGCAACAUUAAUAAAUAUGUAUUUAAUCUUUUACUUUAAAAGUUUACAUAUAAAGAAAAAAUAAGAUUAGUUGACGAAGUCUGUGAUGUUAAAAAUUAUUAUGCAAAAUUGUUACAGAUAAAACUGUGAAUUGUCUGAAUAGCUUAAAUAAUUUGAGUGAUACUUGUGCAAUUCACAUUUUGCCAUAUUACAUUACAAAUAGUAA
Linepithema humile (Argentine ant) is the source of this 971-nucleotide messenger RNA. RefSeq lists its product as uncharacterized. The record is from RefSeq and is a predicted model, not a curated record. Lineage: Eukaryota; Metazoa; Arthropoda; Insecta; Hymenoptera; Formicidae.